Messenger RNA from Bolinopsis microptera, 1374 nucleotides. RefSeq lists its product as uncharacterized. The record is from RefSeq and is a predicted model, not a curated record. The transcript has 8 exons. NCBI's taxonomy places the organism in Eukaryota, Metazoa, Ctenophora, Tentaculata, Lobata, Bolinopsidae. Bases 43 to 1131 code for a protein of 362 amino acids.
AGCAUCAGCAACAGCCGAUACAUGUGAAGUGUUGAGGCCGGGAUGAUAGUUCAACUAUCAUUGAUUCUGGUGGCUUCUCUGUUCAAUGCUAUAAGAAGUUGCAGUAACGGCACGAUAGCGAAUGGUAGGUUGGCAAACUACAAGGUAGACAGUGAAGAGGGAGACAGCGCCUCGUUGGUCUGCAGUGAUGGGUAUACCACGUACAACUCACAUCUUGUAUGUGGUGAGGAUAACACUUGGCUCCCCACUCCUAUCUGCCACAAAGUGUUCGUCAGAUUUAACAAGACCUCUAUGAUAAAGUAUGUGUAUCCUACCCCUUACGAUUCAGUAGACAGCUCCGUUUCCUUCUCCUUCUCUACUCCUCCCCUUCAAAGUACGGGUGUGCUGGUACGACUAACCAGUAAGAAGCUCUCAGAUGGAUCACGUGACACUCUCACAGUUGAGUUAGUCGGCGGGUUCCUCGCAACUACCAUGCAACUCUCCAGUAUAGGACAGCGAAUCAUAGGUUUCUGUCAUGAUGACAUGUUGUUGAACGAUAACAUGCAGCAUAAAGUGGUGCUCAAAAGAAACCCAGACUCUCUCUCCAUGACCAUCGAUAAUCGCUCCAUUCAAUGUUCGUAUCCCUCCGGAAGCAAGUUAGAGUUCACCUUCACAGCUCUAAGAUCUAUACAAAUUGGACACCUCCAGCCUACCUGGGGAGAGGCGUACGGUUUUACUGGGUGUAUGACUGACUUGUUCGUGGACGGUCUCUCACCUCUUAUCCUUGCUGAUCUCGCGGAAAAUACAAAAAUUGAAGACCAAGUAUCAGUGCAAGACGUUGAUUUUGUGGAGACUUGUGGUGAGAAAUAUAAUGUUCCUACUACACAGCCACCUCAACAACCGACAAACUCUCCACCUUUCGACACAAAUCCUAUCACUGGAGCAGUCGAGGAUAAAGAAAAAGAUGACGAUUCCGGAAAAGAUAAGAUGACCCUAAUCGUCAUAUUAGUGACUAUCGUUAUCCUUAUUUUAUUAGUUCUCUUAAUUGGGAUUGUUUGUAAAAAAUAUUAUAAUAACAAAGGGACUUACAAAGUGGACGAGAGCCGGCUAAGGGCGGAUCAGGAGAACCCUGAGCAAGAGUAUUUUAUUUAGUUCUAGACGGCCGAUCCUUCGUUCACCCUAAAAGUAUAUGGACGUAUAAUUCAUCAUUGUUUGUUUUAUGCUGUAUCUGUUUUGCAAUGUUUUAACAGAAUUUGUAAGUCAUGGAUAUCGUGAUGUUACCGUCGCCUUCAAAAGAAAAUCAGAUCAAAUUCUGAAAUUCUGUCAGGGUAAAUGUUUCGCUUGUCUUGCUGUAACUGUCAUAUUAUGCUGAAAGAAAAGAACUAAAGAUUUUUC